UCACUUUUUCCUCUUUCCGUUUUCACGUUCCUUUGCCAUAGCCGAAACCCUUCUGAAAUCGUUUUGUAUAAAGGUGGAGGCUCAACAUUGGUCAUGUCAUCAGUUCUUCUGCAACCAUCUUCAUCCACACACUCCUAAACAACAAUGCAGUUCUUCGUUCUUGCCACUUUGGUUGCGGUUGCAGUUGCCGCUGAUGUCUACCCUUCCAGUCCAGCUCCAGCUUACAGCAAGAGCUACGAUUACCCCCCACAACCGUACAGCUUCGCAUGGGAAGUGAACGAUGCUCCUUCCUACAACAAUUAUGCCCACUCUGAGAACAGCGAUGGCAAGUUGACUACUGGAUCUUACCGUGUUGUUCUACCUGACGGACGCACCCAAAUUGUCAGCUACAAAGCUGAUAGCAAUGGAUAUAUUGCCGAUGUCAAAUACGAAGGUGUGGCCAAGUAUCCGGAAUACAAACCCGCCGCUUCUUACCCGGCUCCAGCUUACAAGGCCCCUGCCUACACUGAAAAUACUAAUUAGUUGAAACUGAUGUCUAUUUGUAAAAUAAAAAAAUAACUCAAGCGUGGCUCAGAGUAGAUGUUUAUAAUAAAGAAACUUUUCAUAUAAAAA
This is a messenger RNA of Daphnia magna, 612 nucleotides long. RefSeq names its product pro-resilin. The record is from RefSeq and is a predicted model, not a curated record. Bases 145 to 522 code for a protein of 125 amino acids. Gene Ontology annotation, cellular component: extracellular matrix. Lineage: Eukaryota; Metazoa; Arthropoda; Branchiopoda; Diplostraca; Daphniidae. The transcript has 3 exons.